CAGAAAGACUUCCUGCUUGAACUUCAUGCUGCGGUCUUCACUUUCACUUUCACACCUCCUACAAUCCAUACUGAAAAUAUCGCACGCUGCUAAGCAAGCUCCGUUUGUUCGCCAUGUCUGUCGAAAUCGAACGGCCGCUGCCGGUCGUCACAACAGCGCAUCUCCUUUACACACCCACAGUCAGCCUCCAGUCGCCGCCAUGAACAACAACUUCAACCCUUGGGCGCAGCCAUUCACGCCAAACUAUGGCUACCCCGGGCAGCCCUACGAACAGAACCGCGAGCGCAACCGCAGUCAAUGGCAAACGCCUACGCAAGGCUACAUGUCACCUGUGUCGGUAGCAAGUGCGCCAUGGAACGCAAACUACGGGCAGCCGCAGCAGUACUACUCGAAUGGCGGGCCGAUGUACAACGACGCCGCCGCGCAACAACAGGCGCAAGCACAAGGCUACUAUUAUCAGCGGGCGCAGUACUAUGGCUACACUCAAGAAUUCACGCCGAUAAACGCCCUACAACAGGCUCUCGGGCAGACACCUCAGCGAAAUUAUCCCUUUUUCGGGCCAUCUUUCGCGGCCAUGCAGUCCCAGUCAGGCGUACAGGGUAUUUCCAACGAUGACCUACAGGCGUCAACUCCACUUUCUGACGACGGGCCCAUUCAGGUAGUCACAGAUGGUCUAGCCAACAUGAAAGAAGAGCCAACAGUGUAUCCAACCACCAAGCCAACCGGAAGAAGCAGGGAUCCAAAAAUCAUGCUGCCUGCACCAGCGCCUACUGAAGCGUACAUGGCACAAGCGGCGGAAGAACCUUCUACAGUCGAGCUGUCCGGUCGUAUACUCGUCAUCCUCGAUCUCAACGGCACUCUCCUCUACCGGCCUAACAGGAACAAGAAAACGAUGAUUGCGCGGCCAUUCCUCAUCCCGUUUUUGCGAUACCUGUUUUCGAACUUUGCUGUCAUGGUGUGGUCUAGCGCUCGCCCCGAGAAUGUGGCUUCGCUCGUAGAGCAAUCUUUGGAAGGGGACUUGAGGAAGGCUUUAGUGGCUCAGUGGGGUCGCGACGUCUUCAACCUAAAGCCAGAGCAUUACAGCGCGAACGUACAGGUGUACAAGAACCUCGACCUGGUAUGGAGCAAGGACGAGAUUCAGAAGCAACACCCCGACUAUGAGAAUGGAGGCCGUUUCGGGCAACACAACACGGUCCUCAUCGACGACUCGAUGCUCAAGGCAGCCGCGCAGCCGCACAAUCUACUCCAGAUUAGCGAGUUCAACGCCGCACCACAGCAGAUGCGGGAGGACAAAUUACACGAAGUUGCUGGGUAUCUCGAGGCUCUGCGUACACAGCGAGAUGUUUCCAAGUUCAUGAGGAAGGAGCCGUUCCAAAACGAUGGUGGCAAAUGGGUGUAUGAGUGGCCAGAGAAGGACGCGACUACCCAAGGUACUGCCUACCAGGGUGGCCAGCUGCAAGGCAAGGUGUCGAUGCAGAGCCCGUCAAAAAAGAAGGUCAAGCAGAACAAGAAGGCAAAGAAGCGCGAGGCAGCUGAGAGGGCUGCGAAGGCCAAAAAGAACGGAGGGGCCGAGCAGGCUGAUGAGAGCGAGAGUAGCGGAGAAGACGAAAGGAGUGAUGAAGUUGGGAGGAGCGACGGGGGCGUGAAGCGGUUCUGAUUAUGUCGCCAGCUUUGUGUUCUUGUAUACGUACAUCUUGGUGUGCAUGUCACAGUUGUAUGUGACAACAGCCUAAUCCAGUUGGCACCUCAAGCAGCGAACUAGACGAUUGAAAGGACCCUUCUGCGAAUAAGAAUUGCAGAAGUGCGGAGGACUUAGAUACCCAAUGACAAACAAGUUGAGCG
This is a messenger RNA of Macroventuria anomochaeta, 1842 nucleotides long. RefSeq names its product HAD-like protein. The coding region runs from base 26 to 1657 and encodes 543 amino acids. Lineage: Eukaryota; Fungi; Ascomycota; Dothideomycetes; Pleosporales; Didymellaceae. The transcript has 4 exons. The record is from RefSeq and is a predicted model, not a curated record. Gene Ontology annotation, molecular function: phosphoprotein phosphatase activity.